Medioppia subpectinata is the source of this 213-nucleotide messenger RNA. The record is from the annotation of a GenBank genome assembly. NCBI's taxonomy places the organism in Eukaryota, Metazoa, Arthropoda, Arachnida, Sarcoptiformes, Oppiidae.
AUAAAUCAUUGCUUCACUGCUUUUCACUAAUAAAUUAAGCAAUUCAACAACGAUUAGAGGAAUCGAAACGAUCGAGAGAUGAAGAGAUUAAAUAUCUGGAAACACUUCCAUAUCGGACACCACAACACGACGAACGGCUCAGAAAAUUGCUGAUCGAUCGGGAGUUCCAGAAACGCGCCGAAGAGAUGGGCGCCGAUGAGGACGAGGAUGAAG